GGGGGCAUGUUAUGGCGACGAGAAUAGUGUCAAUCGCCUUGCUGUUUUCGCCGCUUAUACUAUGGUUGGUCGCCUGCUGGUGGCUGCGGCGACGCCACGGAACGAGGCGGUGUGACAGUAGGACGCUGUUAACUAAGGGACCGGGGCGGCGCGAUAGCGAUGACGCAGUGAGAGCUCUGUUUGUAACGGCGCACCCUGAUGACGAAGCGAUGUUCUUUGCGCCUAGCAUCCUUAAACUGGCUCGAGCCAGGCUGUGGUUGUUUUGCGCGUCCACAGGGAACUACUACAAUCAUGGGACCAUACGCAAGGAGGAGCUCCUGAAGAGCUGUGCAGUUCUUGGGAUCUCUGCUUCCAAUGUGACUGUCAUCGACCACAGGGACCUUCCUGACCAUCCGUCGGUUGAAUGGGACACGAGUCUGCUGUCUGCCUUGAUCCUGAAGCAUAUUGAAACCAACCACAUCAACUUGGUGCUGACCUUUGACGCAGGAGGAGUGAGUGGCCACGCCAACCACAAAUCCCUUUACACCACCAUCAGGUACCUGCACUCGGAGAACAAGCUUCCAGAAGGCUGUCGGGUCCUCACCCUGGAGACGGUCAGCCUCUUCCGGAAGUAUCUCUCCAUCCUCGACAUCCCCAUCAGCUGCCUCCACAGCCGGGAUGUUCUCUUUGUGCUGACGAAAGAGGAGGCGGAAACGGCCAAGAGAGCCAUGUGGUGCCACCGCAGUCAGCUGCUCUGGUUCCGCCGCCUGUAUGUGUGCUUCUCACGCUACAUGGUGGUCAACUCGCUUCGCUUCCUCUAAUGGGAAAAGGACUCCGUCAAAAACCUCCCGGGCUUCAAGCAACUUCAGAAGCCCAGAACUCCGUCGAGCUCCUGCUGAGCCCAGAAGAGGGAGUGGAUCCACUCCAGCAAGACCCAGCCACAGCAUGGCAAGGCCCAUCUGCUGCAAGAGAUCUUAACUCUGGCCGGUAAUCUGGAUUUAUCCAGUUACGUGGUUGGGGUGGCGGCGCAGCAAAGCCAGAAGCAGGCCAAGCACGGAACGGACCAGCCAAUUCUAUGGAAUCUGGCUAAAAGGGACUUUUGUGGCAUGUCAGAUGCUGUUCCAGGG
This is a messenger RNA of Gekko japonicus, 1106 nucleotides long. RefSeq names its product phosphatidylinositol glycan anchor biosynthesis class L (gene PIGL). Gene Ontology annotation, molecular function: N-acetylglucosaminylphosphatidylinositol deacetylase activity. NCBI's taxonomy places the organism in Eukaryota, Metazoa, Chordata, Lepidosauria, Squamata, Gekkonidae. The record is from RefSeq and is a predicted model, not a curated record. The transcript has 7 exons. Gene Ontology annotation, cellular component: endoplasmic reticulum. Bases 12 to 800 code for a protein of 262 amino acids. Gene Ontology annotation, biological process: GPI anchor biosynthetic process.